This is a messenger RNA of Fulvia fulva, 222 nucleotides long. RefSeq lists its product as uncharacterized. The transcript has a single exon. The record is from RefSeq and is a predicted model, not a curated record. The coding region runs from base 1 to 222 and encodes 73 amino acids. Lineage: Eukaryota; Fungi; Ascomycota; Dothideomycetes; Mycosphaerellales; Mycosphaerellaceae.
AUGGACAAGAUCUACGAAGUGACUAGAGAUGAUUUCGCCAGAAUCAAAGGCCUUGCUGCCGCGUUCAAGGUCACUGAUUUCGCAUGUUACGACUUUGCAUACACCCUCUCCACACCAUGGUUACAUGAGACAGCGGAGAAGUGGUACGCGGAUGGCCGUGGUGAUGGCGACGUGACGAUGCUCGAGAAGGCGGCAAUACUGGAAGAUCUUGCCAUCUACUGA